This is a messenger RNA of Rhipicephalus microplus (southern cattle tick), 471 nucleotides long. RefSeq lists its product as uncharacterized. NCBI's taxonomy places the organism in Eukaryota, Metazoa, Arthropoda, Arachnida, Ixodida, Ixodidae. The record is from RefSeq and is a predicted model, not a curated record.
AUGUUAUCGUGGGGAUGGCCAACCCGCAGGUGGCAGAGAGUUCACCUGGAUUUUGCCUACUACAAGAACGACUGGUUUUUAGUGCUUGUCGAUGCGCACUCCAAGUGGGUGGAUGUUCUGCACAUGAAGUCCACUACAGCACAGGCGACAGUUGAAAAACUCCGCACUGAAUUUGCUGCAUUUGGGCUUCCCGAGAGAAUUGUGACUGACCAUGGGCCGCAAUUUGUGUCUGCUGAAUUCACAAAUUUUCUCAACUCCAUUGCAGUGCAGCACACCAAGACACCACCUUACCACCCAGCUUCAAAUGGCACAGCGGAGAGGCUUGUCCAGACCGUCAAGCGAAGCUUCAUCAAACAGCUACGGGACGAGCAGUUCACGGGAGUGACUCGGACGAUGCAACAUCGGGUAGACCAGUUCCUGUUCACCUACCGAAACACACCGUGUUCGACGACUGGUAAGACGCCAGCCUAA